Molecule: messenger RNA, 1372 nt
Organism: Micropterus dolomieu (smallmouth bass)
Lineage: Eukaryota; Metazoa; Chordata; Actinopteri; Centrarchiformes; Centrarchidae
Product: trypsin-like protease
Exons: 3
Coding region: 112-468 (118 amino acids)
Biological process (GO): proteolysis
Molecular function (GO): serine-type endopeptidase activity
Source: RefSeq, a predicted model, not a curated record
CCUUUCGUGGAAGUCUUUAUUAACUGACACGCCACCACAUUUCACCGCUUGUGGUGUUUACUAAACUGAAUUUGUGUCUCUUCAGUGUCCCUUCCAUCCCCGGGUAACCUCAUGGAGGUGCAGCUGCCGAUUGUGGGUAACAGAGAGUGUACCUGUACCUUUGGACCGAGCAUCAUCACAAGCAACAAGAUGUGCUCCGGGUUCAGUGCUGGAGGGAUGGACAUCUGUCAGGGGGAUUCAGGAGGUGCGCUGGUGAGCAAGCAGGGCGGUCGCUGGAUCCAGGGGGGAAUCGUGGUCUUUACCAGUAGUCUGGGCUGUGCCGUGCCUAAUAUCCCAUCAGGCUACACCCGGGUGUCCCAGUAUCAGUCCUGGAUCAACAGCCAGAUCACCAGCAACCGGCCAGGCUUCUACACCUACACGUCCACUGGGACUGACGGUGACCUCAGCGUCACCUGUCAACCACCAUGAAGCACACACUAAUGGUGAUCUGGCGGUGAGCAGAGCGGCUCUUGGUUCCAGGCAGCAGUGUUAUUAGUUGGAAACAAUCAACAACGCCACCUUCCUGGCUCAGACACCAACACCACCAGCAACAACAGCAACAGCACAGCUGCCGGCAACAUACCAACUACCAGCGGGGGCGCUCCUGCUCACUCCCCCUUCUUCUUCUUCCAGCUCCACAUCUUCUCUGUGUGACAGAAGGUUUUUGAAGGAUCCAGUUGUUACGCAAAGACAAGAUGAUAAUUUGUCAUUUACAUAAAACUUCCCCUUCAAAUAACUGAAAACAGGAUGGUGUUUAUUGAUUACAUUGCAGGUAUAUUAAACUCACGCUGUCAUAGAAUUUUCUGAAGUCAUUAACAAAUGGAUUAAAAAACAUAAGGAGCAUAUUUUAGAGGUCAGAGGAACACAUGUCCAUCAUCACCUAUCUGAGCUAGUGUACCUUAAUGUAAAAUUAUAUCUAAAGUGAACAAGCAGCUUUUGCUCUAAAAAAUACUUAAACUGAACUUUACAUUAAUAAUUUGGUUUGAAAGAUAAAUGUCAAUUUUAAGUCUUGUCAAGUUUUGCCGUGGCAACAACUGUCCUGUAGAUGUGAAAGUGCUGAACUAUUAACCCCUUUGGAAUUUUUUUUAUCACAAUAACCUGAUUUUUAAUUAAGGGAAAUCCUUUCUGUCGGCUUUGAGCACAUGUAUGAACUCAACUCAUGCAGUCUAAUCUAAAUGUCCUGCAGUAAAUCCUCCUUCAUGAUGGUUAUAAUCUGUUUGUGUUGAAACUGUUUUAGAGACGUGCUGAUUCAACUGUAUGGUCAUUUUGGAGGCUGAAGUUGUGUUUUGUAGCCACAUGCAUGUAUCAAAAUAAAUAAAUUUUUUUUGCUACA